AUGAGUGAUGGGGGUCCUUCGCGCAUUGAGAGCGUCCCAAAGACAGAGCUCUGCGAAACUCAUUUCUCUCUCUCAAGUAACCGUUUGAUCACCCAUCCUAAUGCCAGCAAACUGCCCUUAAAGGAUUCUUUCACUUAUGAUGACUACAGAUGGGCGGUUUCCUCUGUUAUGACACGGCAGAACCAGAUUCCAACAGAAGAUGGUUCCAGAGUUACAUUGGCUCUAAUACCUUUGUGGGACAUGUGUAAUCAUACUAAUGGACUGAUCACUACAGGCUACAAUUUAGAAGAUGACCGGUGUGAAUGUGUAGCACUUCAAGAUUUCAAGGCUGGAGAACAGAUUUACAUUUUUUAUGGCACUCGGUCAAACGCUGAAUUUGUGAUCCACAGUGGUUUUUUCUUUGAUAAUAAUUCACAUGACAGAGUGAAAAUAAAGCUUGGCGUGAGUAAAAGUGACAGGCUGUAUGCUAUGAAGGCAGAGGUCUUAGCUCGUGCUGGUAUCCCAACUUCUAGUGUUUUUGCCUUGCACUCCACUGAGCCUCCAAUCUCUGCCCAGCUUUUGGCUUUCCUUCGAGUGUUUUGUAUGAGUGAAGAAGAGCUGAAGGAACACUUGAUAGGCGAGCAUGCCAUUGACAAAAUCUUCACUCUGGGGAACUCUGAGUUUCCCAUUAGCUGGGACAAUGAAGUUAAGCUUUGGACAUUCCUAGAAGCCAGAGCAUCCCUUCUUUUGAAAACCUAUAAAACAACUGUAGAG
Molecule: messenger RNA, 753 nt
Organism: Antrostomus carolinensis (chuck-will's-widow)
Lineage: Eukaryota; Metazoa; Chordata; Aves; Caprimulgiformes; Caprimulgidae
Product: actin-histidine N-methyltransferase
Exons: 7
Biological process (GO): peptidyl-lysine monomethylation; actin modification; peptidyl-lysine trimethylation
Molecular function (GO): protein binding; protein-L-histidine N-tele-methyltransferase activity; protein-lysine N-methyltransferase activity
Source: RefSeq, a predicted model, not a curated record